This is a messenger RNA of Penicillium soppii, 1158 nucleotides long. RefSeq lists its product as uncharacterized. The coding region runs from base 1 to 1158 and encodes 385 amino acids. The transcript has a single exon. NCBI's taxonomy places the organism in Eukaryota, Fungi, Ascomycota, Eurotiomycetes, Eurotiales, Aspergillaceae. The record is from RefSeq and is a predicted model, not a curated record.
AUGGAAGCAGACACACCUAAAAGAGGAUGGCGACGACCAUCCGCGUCCCAAGCGCCUCCCAUCCUUGCUGCUGCUCCAGCCCACGCAGAUCCCCGACCCCAUACGGCCGGAUACAGCGCCACAGCUCUCCGCCAGCUCAACCCGUCCACUCCGACUUUGACUUCUAACCGGUCCGAUCCUGACACUCACUCCAUGCCGGCUAGCGGGCCUGUACUUGUUACAGCGUACUCGCGCGAUGCACAGGUAAACUCGAGGCCUGCCAUGUCCCGCCGCUUCUUCCCUUUCUCCGGCCUUAGAGUGUCUUCAUCUUCAUCUUCUGCUCCUCGUCAGCCGAAUAUCCCUCUGCCUUCUGAUAAGGACUUCAGUAUCGAAAGUAUACUACAAGCCAUCGAGCCCGAUAUUCGCGACACACUGGAUUCGAUAGCUGACAUCUGUGGCCGGAGCAAGCUCAGCCUGUCGAAUCAGUACGGGAGCCACAUUGCGCCGUUGGGAGAAAUUAUCGCUCCGCCUGAUGGCCUGGGCGCCGUCGAGGAGGCGACUCCUGAUGUCGAACAGCCCCAUAUCACCAUUGUUGAUGGGGACGAUAUGGAUGCAGGACUUGAUAUGCAUCCGUUCUCGUUUUACCGGUAUCUUGAAAAUCUACGUACAGCUUCCGUGCUGGAGAACGGGUGGCCGCAACAGGGCCAAGCGCAUUCACAUUCACCGCGCUCGCCGGGGAUGGACUCCGAGGCUGAAACGGUGUUUGCGAUUAGGCCCGAGCCAGUAUCUGUUCCGUCGACGCCUUUCGUGCGCGAAUUCGCUUCCAGGCCUAAUCAUACGGGCUGUGACUUGCUAGCGAAGAAUGCUGCUGGAACUGGUCGCCGGUCCUCGGUUCUUAUGGCUACGCCUGCUGUUGUCUCGGAAGUACAUUUGGAUGCUAGCGCUGAUGAAGGGUCGUCUGAACUUGACCUCCUUCCUGGGGCUGCUCUCAGUUCCGAGAGAGCUGCUUCUGGCUCGGGCUCGGAAAUUGUCCAGUCGCUGCUUGAUUGGUUGAAUUGGACUCCUCGUGUUGCUGGGCCAGCUUCUACGCCUGUAUUGCAGUCUGCUGAAGGUCGACUGCGCGCUAUGCUUCGCGUGGAGAGUGUGGAGAGUGAGGGGACGACCUCGACUGUUACCUGA